ACUAAAAUAUUCUCUAUGGUCAAAAUUGAAUUUUUGGUUUGUGAUGUGAAACUUUAUCAAAAAUAUUUUUGUAUAAUUUGUUUUGGUUUAGUUUAGUAAACAGAAAAAAUGAUAUCACGGAAAGGACAAAAGACUACAAAUGAAGGAGUGGUUGGAAAAUAUAUUAAGAAAGACACUCCUCCAGAUUUACCAAUAAUUAACGUGUGGACGACGGGUCACAACCGGCGGCCGCGCAGCCAGCCGUUCGGCGUGCACGACGCCGUCAGCCCCAGCCAUGAGAACAAGUUCGGUAAAGCUCAGACCAUGAGUGGGCAUGCUGGGAAGUACACCCCCAGUGAAUCUGUUCCCAGCUUAGCACACAGGUUUGCAAGUUUAUCCACAAACUGUGAUGGCAGCAGCAGUUCCAGCAGCUACAACUCACAAUUUCACCUGGAAUCUAACUUGGCAUCCCAGUCUACUCUGAAUGACCUGGAUGGCUCGUUCAGCCGGCAGACCAGCCACAGGUUUUACCGCCAGCUGCCUCCGCCGCAGCAGCAACCAGAGGAUCCCAUAUACCAGAAUCAACAGCAGGUGCAGCAACAGCGGCAGGCGGUGUACGGGUCCCGCGAAGCCAGCCUGCGCCAGCUCGGCGCCAGCGCGCGCCUGCUGCCCUCGCCCGCGCCGCACUCCAUACGGCUGCAUCCUGACGCCUUCGCCAGCACGAGCCAGUCGUCCCCGAUCUACUCCAACUACGUGAACUCGUCGGCGCUGCCGUACCACGCUCCGGCGCACGGGAGCACCGUCAUCUCCACGCAACAAGCAUCAGAAGAAUGCGAGCUGCCCCUGCCCCCAGGCUGGUCGGCGGACCGCACGCUCCGCGGCCGCCGCUACUACAUGGACCACAACACGCAGACCACGCACUGGACGCACCCGCUCGAGAGCGUGCCCAGCCCGUGGCAGCGGGUGUCCACGCCCAGCCAUGGCGUUUAUUACUUCAAUGAGAUAACCCACCAGACGACCUACGCGCACCCGUGCCUGGUGGGCGGCUGCUACCUGGUGAGCCCGCUGGCGGGGGCGCUGGUGCCGCCCUACCUGCUCGACGAGAUCCCGCACUGGCUCAUUGUUUACUCUAAAGCGGACCAGGAGCUUGACCACAAGCUGCGCUGGAGCAUGUUCCGGCUGAGCGAGCUGGACUGCUACUCGGCGAUGCUCACGCGCCUCUACAAGCAGGAGCUGCAGCUCAUCGUCAUGAAGUACGAGCAGUACCGAUCUGCUCUGGUUCAAGAGAUAGAGAGGAGGAGGCGUGGUAUACAAUACCACCCCCACUCCAACUGUUGACCCACAACACUCCGCCUUACUCAGCUGUGAUUUUAUAAUUUAAGAAAAAUCAACUAUAUUUUAUCAACUCAUGCCUUCCUAUAUUGUGCCUUAACUUAUAAGAAUAAAUUAAUUCUUGAUAAA
Messenger RNA from Plutella xylostella (diamondback moth), 1440 nucleotides. It is a transcript of the gene sav, whose product is annotated as scaffold protein salvador. Gene Ontology annotation, cellular component: cytosol. The record is from RefSeq and is a predicted model, not a curated record. Lineage: Eukaryota; Metazoa; Arthropoda; Insecta; Lepidoptera; Plutellidae. Gene Ontology annotation, biological process: hippo signaling; apoptotic process; negative regulation of cell population proliferation. Gene Ontology annotation, molecular function: molecular adaptor activity; protein binding.